Messenger RNA from Cydia fagiglandana, 7373 nucleotides. It is a transcript of the gene hpo, whose product is annotated as serine/threonine-protein kinase hippo-like. The record is from RefSeq and is a predicted model, not a curated record. The coding region runs from base 199 to 1785 and encodes 528 amino acids. Gene Ontology annotation, cellular component: cytoplasm. Gene Ontology annotation, biological process: protein tetramerization; regulation of MAPK cascade; intracellular signal transduction. The transcript is spliced from 11 exons. Gene Ontology annotation, molecular function: protein serine/threonine kinase activity; ATP binding. NCBI's taxonomy places the organism in Eukaryota, Metazoa, Arthropoda, Insecta, Lepidoptera, Tortricidae.
UUUAAUGUUUUCGGUGACUUGAGGUGCAGCCAAAGUAUCUUCAAAGAGCCGUAUGUGGCUCGCGAGCCGCGGUGUGCCGACCUGUACCUACAAAACCCUCUCUUCCAAAAAAGUUGUCUCAUGAUUUGAGAAGUCACAGUCACUCAACAGUACGACCUACUACCUCAACCUUUGCCUCAUGGGCAGCUAUGGGCACCCAUGGACAGUGACGGGCGCCUCGUGUUCUGGAAGGGAGGGGUGUGGGAGGGGGGAGCUCCUACUCUGAACUGCAACACCUGCAAGAAACGAAGAGCUGAUAGGAUGAGCGCUAAUGAGCGGCCUCCGGGUGAGUUGAAGAAGCUCUCGGAGGAGAGUCUCACUCGGCAGCCGGAGGAGGUGUUCGACAUCAUCUGCAAGCUUGGAGAGGGUUCCUAUGGAAGCGUUUAUAAGGCCCUCCACAAAGAAAGCGGGCAGGUCCUCGCCAUCAAGCAAGUGCCAGUGGACACGGACCUGCAGGAGAUCAUCAAGGAAAUCAGCAUCAUGCAGCAGUGCGACAGCCCUUACGUCGUCAAAUACUAUGGCAGCUACUUCAAGAAUACCGACCUCUGGAUCGUAAUGGAAUACUGCGGUGCAGGCUCCGUCUCCGACAUCAUGAGGCUCCGCAAGAAGACCCUAUCUGAAGAUGAAAUAGCGACCAUACUGUGUGACACGCUCAAGGGCCUGGAGUACCUGCAUCGGCGACGCAAGAUCCACCGCGACAUUAAGGCGGGGAACAUUCUCCUCAAUACUGAGGGUCACGCCAAACUGGCUGACUUUGGAGUCGCUGGACAACUUACUGACACAAUGGCCAAACGCAACACAGUAAUCGGAACCCCUUUCUGGAUGGCACCGGAAGUGAUCCAGGAGAUCGGCUACGACUGCGUGGCCGACAUCUGGUCGCUCGGCAUCACGGCGCUGGAGAUGGCGGAGGGCAAGCCGCCCUAUGGCGACAUACACCCCAUGAGGGCCAUCUUCAUGAUACCGACCAAACCGCCGCCGUCCUUCAGAGAACCAGACCAAUGGUCGCCAGAAUUCAUCGACUUUGUCACACAGUGCCUUAUAAAGAACCCGGAGGAGAGAGCAACGGCCGAGUAUCUGCUAACACACGAGUUUAUUGGUAACGCGAAACACCCAUCGAUAUUAAGCAGUAUGAUAGCCGAGGCGAGAGAAAUACGAGAAACACAGGCGUUUAGGCAACAACCCACUGUCACGCCGGACGGCAAAAUCAUUGCUGGCGCUGGCGAGGGUUACGACGACGCAACAAUGAAGAAACGGGACGAGGGCACUCUAGUGCCCACGCGAGAUGGCACCGAGCUGACCCACGAUCUCGGCACUAUGGUUAUUAAUGAGCCCGACGCGGACCUCGCCACCAUGAAACGCCACGACACAGACCCAAUGGACACCAACCGGCCGAAAUACCGUCCGCUGUUCCUCGAGCAUUUCGAGAAGAAGGAAGUGAACCAUCUCAACAUUGGCACGGCCAAUGGCACACUCACUGGCCCCCUAAGGUUACCUGGAGAUGACACCGUCAGGGCGGAAGGUAUAGUAGGCGAAGCGGGAGCCCUAGCCUUCCAACGCGCUUUAGUCGAAGACGGCAACAUGGAAUUCCUAACCUUCCUAUCAGUGUCCGAGCUAGAAGCCCGCAUGGAGCGCCUGGACUCGGAGAUGGAGGCCGAGAUCGAGCAGCUCCGCGCGCGCUACAACCACAAGCGGCAACCGAUCCUUGACGCUAUCGACUUGAAGCGUAAGCGGCAGCAGAACUUCUAGAAUGUGCUGCUAGUUUUCAUUCUGUGCUGACAAAGGAGUAAGUGAUGUGUCAAUACAAAGGGCUCUAUUUGCCUAAAGUGUUAGGCCGUUGAGAGGCCAAAUGUAUGAGAUUAAGAUCAAUAUUCAAUCCAUGCUCAGAGUAAACUACAAAAGAACUACGAUGUUGAGGGUCCAUGCUCAAGCGUAAACUACAAAAGAACUACGAUGAGUUGAGUUGAGGGUUUACAUAUACGUGUCAAGUUUACAAAGGGCUGUUGAACUGAUCUUAUGUAAAAGUGUUGAGUUGUUGAAAGGAGUUGUAAAAAUUGCACCGAAUAUGUUGUCUCUUCUGACAUUAGUUGACGGAGUCGUCAACCGUAAGCGACAAUAGGACUUUUAAUGAAAUCUCUCUGACCUCUAAAAAAAGGUCUGAAAAAUGACCUCUAACGUUUUGAGAACGGCAUUAACUCCGUGGUCUCGCACUCCGAACGUCGGAGGUAAUUUUAAAGUUUAAGGAUCAGUUGCACCUUACUGUUUGUCAUCGUUAAAGAGUUAGCUGAAUUUUACUGUAUUAGACAGUUUCAUACUAAACCGCCACGGCGCGCCGGGUGACGUUGAUUAGUCUGUCUAGUGCGGAUGGUGCAACUGGCACUAAGUAUACGGGAUUAAGUCCCGUUAAAAUAAAUGAUAAUGUGUGAAAAUCGUGAAAGUUUAAAUCAGGAUUUCGAGGAGUUAAUUACAGUUUGGUGCCGUGACCAGGAUUCCUAAAUUAACUUUUCGGCACUACUUUGAAAAAAUCUCGUAUCUCGCACUGCUACUCAAAGUUGAAAGGCUAUUAAGUCUGUAUGGAUCACAUACAUAUAUUUCGUUUUUUUUAGCAUUAGAAAGAACUUGAAAGAAGGUAAGCGAUCUUGACAUGUCUUUGAAUUGAAAGACGCUUUUUAAUCUGUAACUAUUACUUAUGAAAGUAGAACAAUAUAAAUGAUCGUAAUAGAUUCAUAAUUAUUACAUAUUUGCCGUAACUUAUUUAUAAAAUGUGUUUUUCAAUUAAAAGACACAUCAAGAUUGCUUACCUUAUUUCUAAUGCUAAAAAAACCGAACUAUAGAUGCUACAAUUGUCAUUUGAUUGACAGAACAAGAAAAGAGAUUUUUUCAAAGUAGUGCCAUAUUGUUUAUAUUGCAUUUAUUUGUGAAUACAACGUGUUAUCAGUUUAAAUAAAUCAAUGAUUAAAUUUCGGCGACUAAUAUGCUCCAUUUUUCGAAAAAUGUAUGAAUUAUUAUUUUAUUUAUUAAAAUGUCGCUUCUUAUUUUUACGCCGGUCUGUACAGUCGCCAUCAGAUAUAUCGGAGCGGCCAAGGUGUUCACAAUAUCUGAGCACGCACUCUAACGCCUUGACAAUAGAAGCGUGCUCAGAUAUUUGUGAGCGCCUUAGCCGCUCCGAUAUAUAUGAUGGCGACUGUACAAAAACCAUGCGUCACGGUAGGGGGUCAUCCAUUAAUUACGUCACACGAAUUUCUAGGUUUUUUUACCCCUCCCCCCCCCCUCCUUGUCACACUUGGUCACAUUUGGCAAACCCCUCCCCCCUAGUGUGACGUCACAUUUUUUCUACGAAAUUGCCAAAUCGAAUUAAGUAAAUACCUGAGUAUUAUUAAUAUUUUAUCAAAAUAUUUUUGACGAUAUAAAUAUUAGUAAUUUUAUACCCAAAACUGUUUAGGAAAGAAAAUUAAACGAAUAAAAACGAUUAUCGUUUUAAAAACUUGUUAUUUACAUGUACAGCGAAUAAAAUAAUUUAAAUAAAUUUUCAUGAAGUUAAAGUGACGUCACAAAGUUUGUGUCUCCCCCCUCCCCCAUGUCACAAUAUGUCACAUUUUCUUGACCCCCUCCCUCCCCCUAAACGUGUGAUGUAAUUAAUGGAUGACCCCUAAAUGGAGUAGGUAGUUGGAGGUAAGUAAUAAAAAGAAAAUUUACAGAUAGGUACAUAUCUUUGCCAUAUUACAAUUCUUUUUAAUUUCAUGAUAUCUUUUUGGUUUGAAAUUAAUAAUGAGAUUACAGGCUCCAUGAAUUUUCGAUUAUUAUUAUUUAUUAUAGGCAAAAGGUUCGCCUCUAUAAAUAAAAAAUACGUCACUUUUUGAAUGAUAACCUGUUUUUAAACUUUUCAUUUCAAUAUGUUUUUUUUUAUAUUCGUGUCACUAUUUAUGUUGGACGGCGCUAAAAUAUGAAAUACUGUUGGGACUGGGACUGUUUCUGUCACUUUCUCACAACUUUUGCGUGAGCACCGCAAUAGUAUAGUGUUAUUUGACAAUAUUUGUAAAUAGCUUUUCUUUCGGUCUAACUUCUAGUAUUUUUAUUAUUAUUUAUAAUAUAAACAUUACGAUGUACUCGCAUUUUUGCAUUUGUCAUUUUGUUAUUAUUAAAAGUACUAAUUUAGUUACAGUUAUUUAAGCACUAGCAUAAAUAUUUGUGUAUAUUAUUUAAAAUUUAGAAUAAUUUAAGUUUUCUUUUUAUUUUAGUUCAUUUAUAAAUUUAGAUCUCAAACGAUUGUCUCGCGAUUAUAUAUUAAAUAUUAGAUUAUAUUCACGUGUACAGUUUUCAGUAGUUGGUUGUGAGUUACAUGAAUUUACAAACAGAUUCAAAAAUUUCAAAAAGUCAGCAGAAUAUUAUUAAAAUUAAUGUAGUCGCCAUCAGAUAUAUCGGAGCGGCCAAGGUGUUCACAAAUAUCUGAACACGCCUCUAUUGUCAGGGCGUUAGAGUGCGCGUUCAGAUAUUGUGAACACCUUGGCCGCUCAGAUAUAUCUGAUGGCGACUGUGCACUGAUGUAAAAGCCUCUAAAUGAAACAUAUUUUAAUGUGGACAAGACACAUACAUAGCCAAGUUUUUGUUUUUUUUUAAGUGAAUAUUUUGCAAUCGAAAUACGACACAUUUUUUGAAUUUUCGAAUCUGAUGCACUCAUAAUGUUCAAAACCAUCGUUUGUGAAUUACAAAAGUUUAGAAGUGCCAUUAUAAAUAUUAUAUUCAUAGUAUUUUCGUACUUCGGCAAUAGUUGUAAGAUAUUAGGUAUAUUUGGUUAUUUAUAUUAAGAGAAGGCACGGUUGGAAAAGGAGAAAAAAUGGCAGAAUAAUACAUUUUCUAUUAUUCUUGUUUUUAUUUCACUUUAUUACUUAAUGCUGUUUCAGAACUUAAACCUUUUUUAUUUUUAUAAUAUUUGUCCUCUUUUUUGGACCACUCCUGAAAUAUAUCCUUUACCGAUUUUUCUAAGCUAAAAUCUUGAUAUUGGUGGAGAUUGACAGAAUGUUCCAUUUUAUAACUUAAGUACACCACACUAAAGUCUACAUUUAUUUAAAUAGACACCAUUUCUUCUCCUUUCUCACCGUUGGAUGCGAACCCAAAGAUAGUUUAUUUCGUGCCAUUAAAAAAAACUCCACAAAAAUGCAGUAAUAUAUUUUCGUAAGUUGUAAACGAAAUUAUCGUCUAAAAAAGUCAUUUUUUAAUCUUAACUACAGUAAUAUAUUGUAUUGAGAAAUUCGGCCUAUUUCUUUUUGUAAUUAUACAGGGUAAGCAUAGUAUAAUAUGUAUGUUUUUGUUUUGAAGUUUGCUUGAGCGAUGGAGCCGCUUUUGACGCGUUGGUUUGUUGGUUAGUAUAGAAACACGUGUGAUAUACCAUUUAUUCAGCAAAUACCACUUUAUAAUAAAGCCCUGCUGGAUUGACGUACAUUAAACUAUUGUAGACCUACUACAGUCAUGCACACAUUGUACGUUAUGCUAGCAUAGCCUCACGAUACUGUUAAUUUAUGAAGUGGUUCUGCUGAAGUGACGGUUGCAAUGUCCGUAAGUAAGUAGUUUUCAAAUAUCAUAAGAUGUUGCUGAUUUUUGUUUAAGAAACCUUUUCAGAAUAUUGAGACUAGUUAUAGUGCAUUUAAGACUUGAAACUGCUACUUAGGCCCACUUACACCAUUCCACUAACCCGGGGUUAAGCGGUUAAACUGUUAACCUAGUGUCAAAUUGUAUGGCUAACCAUGGCAACUCCUGGUUUAACCGGUUAACCCCGGGUUAGUGGAAUGGUGCAAGUGGGCCUUACACUACUAGAUGUAAAGGCACGUUUACACUGAUCUGUUAUCAGUCGUCCAGCGGCGGUAGCAUGGUCAGGCUCACUCCGCGAUUUCGUCACGUCGCUGCAAGUACAUGCGGCCCACACCAAUUUUGGUGUCUAGCAGUAGUUGUUGCCGCGCACCGCUACGGAGCGGACGCCAGACUCGCGCUUGCGCUUAUAUCUCUCGUAAUAGACGCGUUUUGUUAGAGAGUGAACCUUCUGUACCUAAUACUUUUAUUUAUACUGUGACAUGGUUGCGUUUAUAUCGCCUGUCACGCUAUAACAGGUAUUUAAGUGCGAAAGUGACGCAUGACAUAGGCGAUAAAAACUCGACCAAUGCUAUCGCCGCUGAUUAGGUUAUUUUAUAUUUUUUAUCAAACUGAUUCAGAUCAUUGUAAAUAUGCCAAAAUACUGCAUAAAAUAGUAUCAGUUUCAAAUCUUAUGGCUCCUCUAGACGAUGGGCCAACGCCGGCCACUCCAUGGGACACAGCCAUGCGGUACAAUGAGAUAGCAAUAUCACUUGCUCCCUCUAACGCAUAAAUGCGUCCCUUAGACUGGCCGGCGUUGGCCCAUCGUGUAGAGGAGCCAUUACAUUACCAACAACGUAACUAGAACUUAGGGUCCAUGCCAAAAUGCAUCUUAUCAUUGUCGCCAUAAGGUCUAAUGUCGAACAAGUAGCGUGGGCGUUUCGUUCAUGAGAUGUUUAUUGUUGAGACGGAAUGCUUAUGAAAGCUCAGUUGUGCAAACAUUUAUUAAAGAAAGGAUUUCGUAUUUUGCUUGUUGCCAUCUCUAUUGCACGCGCAUAAUUAUUAUAUUGCUGUCACGCUCGCACAGUGACAUUGACAGAUGGGCGGGACAGCAAUAUAAUUAUGCGCGUGCAAAAGAGAUAGCAACAGGUAACCCUUACCUGAUAGACGGUGUUCGCCAUUUUGAUCUUAACAAAAAUUUGAGUAACUAAAACCUAAUGCGGGUGUACACACUCGUCGAGAGCAUCUCGCCAAGAGUCUCUGACAAUUGGUGAACGGCGAGACGGGACGAGUAAGAGCGAGACGAUAGGAGGGAGCAGUAUGUACACACUCGUUCUCGGUUCAGGGUAUCUCGAGUGUGUACAGCCGGCAUUAGGCUAUAAUUGAAAUGAGUGUUUGAGCAACUGAAGAGAGAUUUGGUACCUAUAUGUCAAUGUGUUUGUUUUCUACGAAACCCACACAUCGAUAGGUGCUGUAAGUAAUAUAGUAGGGAUAAUGAUUCGCGUUUGCAACUAUCAAUUAAAAAAAAUUGAGAGCCAAAAACGCCUAGACUUAAACCAAGAUAAGUCUGCAGCGAUUUGAUAACCCACGCAGUGCGUUAUUUUAAACGUCAAUUCUUGGGAUUAGAUGCCAAGCGGACCCUAUUAGAACUGUCAGAUGGUUGCAAACGCGAAGCCCCGGUGCUGUACAGUUGUUAGGAAGUGCACUUGUCUAGGCGUCGCUAGCUACGCGUUAUAUUUUUGGACAGAUUCACUGAUUACAAAUAUAUGAUGAUA